AUGUACUUCAACAUGAAACCCUCUGCUCUUCUCGCUAUUACCGUCGCUCUCGCCCCCGUAGCAAGCGCAGUGCGCUAUGCUGGGUUCGCCUCCACCACCAGCUGCAGCGGAGACAACUUCUUCUGCGAAGACAACGGCGGCGUAUGCUGCUCCCUCCCCACUGGCUUCGGCUUCUCCGUCGAGUUCGACAACCUUCCUGCGGGCACACAAGGCCAGGGAUACACUGGAAGCACCUGCGGGGACUUCCUGUUCUCUGUCUUUGGCCCUGGAACCAAGUGCUGGAACGGCGGAGGGGCUCGUGCUUCGCACAUGAACUUCUUCCACUCGCCCCAAGGCCGUCGCAGUGUCCUCCCUGUCCGCGAAGGCAAUUCCACCUGCGCACCGUCUGGCUUUGUAUACCAUGAUGAAAAGGGGGCGAAAAAGACGAUCAAGGUGCCCGUCGGGGAAGCAGAAUUAGUGGCGGCAUUGCACGCCAGCAAAGACUUCGCUGAGCUGGCUACCUACGAAGCCUACUAA
Molecule: messenger RNA, 516 nt
Organism: Pleurotus ostreatus (oyster mushroom)
Lineage: Eukaryota; Fungi; Basidiomycota; Agaricomycetes; Agaricales; Pleurotaceae
Exons: 1
Coding region: 1-516 (171 amino acids)
Source: RefSeq, a predicted model, not a curated record